Haliotis rufescens (red abalone) is the source of this 3971-nucleotide messenger RNA. Its product is annotated as kinesin-like protein KIF6. The coding region runs from base 130 to 2634 and encodes 834 amino acids. The transcript has 21 exons. Gene Ontology annotation, molecular function: ATP binding; microtubule binding; microtubule motor activity. Lineage: Eukaryota; Metazoa; Mollusca; Gastropoda; Lepetellida; Haliotidae. Gene Ontology annotation, biological process: microtubule-based movement. The record is from RefSeq and is a predicted model, not a curated record.
UGGCAUCAUGGAGGAAGGCGAUGUAAACAUUCCUAGACAACAAGGGUGUGAAUGAUAUUUCUGGCCUGUGUGUAGUUUUACUGAGACAACUAUUUUGUGAUUUCGGGAGAUGAGAGUAAUAGCUGGAAGAUGGUGAAGCAAACAAUCCAGAUUUUUGCUCGAAUAAAGCCGACAAAGGCUAAAACAGGGCGCUAUGGUGUGGACGAGGAUGAUGAGGGAUGUCCGCGACUGACAGUUACUGUACCAAAGGAAUUAGCAGAGGGCUUCAUCAACAACAAGAGAGAACAUUAUAAGUUUCGUUUUGAGCGGGUUUUUGAUCAGAAAACAACACAAGAAGAAGUUUUUGAACAUGUGUCCAAACCAGUUAUUGACAAUGUGUUACAAGGCUACAAUGGCACAAUAUUUGCAUAUGGACAGACAGGCAGUGGGAAGACCUUCACUAUCACAGGAGGGGCAGAAAGGUACAUCGACCGGGGCAUUAUCCCCAGAAGUCUGUCAUACAUAUAUGAUAAGAUCGAGAAGAGCCCAGAGCUGUCUUUCACUGUCCAUGUGUCCUACCUGGAGAUCUACAACGAGAGUGGCUUUGACCUCCUCGACCCCAAACAUGAGGCGGCCAAACUGGAAGAUCUGCCGAAGGUGUCCCUGAUGGAGGACUUGGAACAGAACAUUCACCUGAAGAACCUGUCUGUGCACCAAGCUGUGAGUGAGGAGGAUGCUCUCAACCUGCUAUUUCUUGGGGACACCAGCAGGAUGAUAGCAGAGACCCCGAUGAACCAGGCGUCUACACGGUCUCACUGCAUCUUCACAAUACACCUUACAGCACGGGAAGCAGGCUCAGCCACCAUCCGCAGGGCCAAGCUGCACCUGGUGGAUCUGGCCGGAUCUGAACGAGUCUCCAAGACAGGGGUAAAUGGAGUUCUGCUGACUGAAGCCAAAUACAUCAACUUGUCCCUCCACUUCCUGGAGCAGGUGAUCAUCUCCCUGUCUGAGAAGAACCGCCAGCACAUCCCUUACCGAAACUCCAUGAUGACGUCGGUGCUGCGAGACAGUCUCGGAGGCAACUGCAUGACAACCAUGAUUGCCACGUGCUCCGUUGACAAGAAAAAUAUUGACGAAUCUAUCUCCACCUGUCGUUUCGCCCAACGAGUGGCAAUGAUCAAGAAUGAUGUGAUGUUGAACGAGGAGUUGGAUCCCAAGUUGAUGAUCCAGAAACUGAAGCGAGAGAUCCAGCAGCUGAAGGAGGAGCUAGCACUGGCCACUGGCCAGCAACGGACUGACCAACUCACAGAGGAGGAGCUUGACAGGUGUGAGGAGGCUGUGAAUGCCUACCUCGAGGACACUGAUCCCGACUCCAUCAUCACUGUCGGAGCCGACAUGCAGAAGAUUCACACCUGCUUUAAUAUACUACGGAAACUGGUGCUGGAGCGUCCAGCCACCUUUCCUGUAAGGGAGACAACUCCUGUUGACACUGGGCAGUACAACAAUGCUGAGGCACAGAAACUGAAGGAUCUUGUAAUGCAGAGAGAUAAUGAAAUCAACAUCUUGGUGAACAUGCUGAAGAAGGAGAAGAAGAGAGCCGCCGAUGCCAUCUCCUUUUCAGGGUCACACCGAGGGUCCAACAUGGCCGCCACUAGGGGAAACAGGAUGACAAACGGGGAUGACACUCAGAAUGGUUACAAUUCUCACAACUACUCCAGUCAUAGUGCCACAGACAAUCGAUACAAUGAAAGUCAAGGUCAGAAUGACAGGACGUCCUCAGGAAAAGCUAAUGCGUGGGCUGAGAAGGCAGAAAGGACCAAGACAAAGAUAUUGGGGCGGAUGUCCAUGGGCCGACAGGAGGCGUUUGACAUCUUCAUGAGAGACUACGAGCAGAACCAGAAGAUUGACGAGAACAAGAAGAUACUCAAGCAGAGAUACGCGGAUGCCAAAGUAUUCGGAGAAAACCUUAAUAAAGCCAAAACUAGAAUCAACCUGUCCAAGAGUAAGAUUGAGCAACAUCGAAUGCAGCUGGCAAUGCAAGGUCUCGCUGGCCCUGACAACCCCGCCCCCGACGAGGUCGAGCAGAGCCUACGAGACCAGAUGGAAGAUGACAAAGCCGAAUACAAGGAGACAUUUACGCACCUGCGAACAAUGAAGACAGAGAUCGAGCACCUGCAGCACCUCCUGGAGAAGUCCAAGGUCCAGCUAAUGAAGGACUUCGAGCUCUGGUGGGCAGAACAGUCUGCUAAUGGCCUGGACCAGUCCAUACCUCCGUCUGUCCGCGGGAACGUAAAGUCUGCAUGGCGCACCCCACCCCUCACCCCCCUCCAGCACAGUCAGCGGAACUACACCCAGGAGGUGAUCAGUCCCGUCCACUCCAAGGCCUCCUUACCCCAACCCCCAAGCUCCAGCCGAGGGAGAAGGAUGGUCACAGGGAACAUCUCAGCAUCUAAUUUCCCCUCGGGACACGGGGAGGAGUCACAUGGAUACACGUCCCAGGAGUCGGUCUGCUCCCAUCAUGGCCACAAAUCAAAAUCUGCAGAGCACGUGAGCAACAUACCACUAACUGGCGACACUCAGGCUGAUGAAGACAUCAUGGCAUUUAUCAAAGCUAGACAAAAUUUGGUCGAAAAAGUAAACCAGGGAAACAGAUGACACCAGUGUGUAGGGGAAGGCAUUAUCUGAAGCUGUUUCAGAAUAGAUAGAUCUGAAGGAAUAUGAAACGUCUAAUGAAACCCUUACAGACCAGUAUAAUCAUCACCAUCCAGCACCUUAUGACAUAAGGUCUAUAGUCAGAGGAGGCAUACACACUACCACUUACCAUCAUUGUUAUCCAGUCUCAAUUCUGAUAGAUGAAUACCCAGGACCCAUUCAACGCCAUAUCUUUGUUAUUAGUUUGGUUAAAUGACUAAUGCUAUAUAUAGACAUCCAAUCAAAUUACACUGUUCUUUCAUGAUUGGAACAAGCAGCAAUAUCACCACUUAUCAACAUGACUUUUGAAUGCUAUUUCAAAUGCAGCCAGAAUGUCUUGUAUCGCUGGAACUUUCUCUUCAAGCAAUGAGUUCAUUUCUUACGGUCUUCUGAUUUGAUUGUUACACAAAUGAGGCCACUAUUUUCACUGUACAUCUAGGCUAUAUUCAAGAGGCAUUUUGAUUAGUAAAUCUGUGAUGGAUGUGGGGAUGUUACGUCUGAAAUGAAGCUGAGAUGGCAAGUGGGUCCAGCGUAUUUGUCAUAAUGAAAUGGAGAUAUUACCAUGGGACAAUACACCAUGGAACUACACCUGGAAAUACUGAUCUUUGAAGUCAAUGUUGUUGCUGUCUGCAGCCAAGUUGUGUUAAGACCUACUAUCUCCCAACACUGAUCCAAACUGUAGAAUUUUGUAACCUGGUAUGAUCAAUGAUCAGCCUGGAACUGGUGUUUGUGUUCCUGUGUUCACAGUAAAAGAAGUAAGAGCUGUGGCUUAUUCGAUUGUAAAUUUUCUACUGUAUGAAUGCAGAGUGAGCUUGCGAAAUCUAUACAUACAUAGCAUUCAGCAUUUUGUAAAACCAUCCAUGUAGGAAAUGGACUGUAACAGUGUUUUAGCAUUUGUGGGAAUUCCUGGUUAGAAUUUGUCCCAACAUAUGCUAGUCAUAAGAGGUGACCAAAUGGAUCGGGUGGUCAGGUUGGUUGAUAAGCAUGUCCUCGUACCCAGAUGGCAUGGAUCAUUGUUCACAAUAUCUAUAAUUGGAUUGACUUGUCCAAGACUCAAUUAUUUACAAACCCCUGUCUUAUAUAGCUCAAAUGUUUCUCAGUGUGGCUUUCAAAAACAAACAAAGCCUAAAGAUGUUUGUUUUCUUCCAUCCUCAAGACAACAUACUGGGAGCGACAUAUUAGACCCGUGAAGAUCUGGGUAGAGAAUAGGUCUUCAGCAACCCAUGCUUGGCUACUAUGCUUAUGUAAGAGGUGACUGAUGAUAUCGGGUGGUUAGGCUUGUUGACUUGGCUGAUGCAUGU